AUGUCAGAAAAGCAAAAGCAGGUUAUAUCUGCGGUGGCGAAUGAUCCAUGGAUCAAAAUUGCUGGGAUCGAUGCAGAUGGUGUGUUGCGGGGCAAGGAUAUCGCCAAUUACAAGUUCGUGAAGGCUGUCCAGUCCUCCGCCGGGGGGAUCCCGAUGUGUAGUGUUCUCUUCGGUUGGGAUAUCGAAGACGAGCUGUACUAUGACGCUUCGCUUCCAACGUCGAACAUCAAGUUCGGCUACCCAGACUUGCUGGCUAAAAUCGACCUGCACAGUUAUCGACGCAUACCAUGGGAGAACAACAUGCCCUUGUUUCUCGUUUCUUUCCACAGUCCGAAGACUCUAGAGCCGCUGGAUCUGUGCCCCCGGAACGUCAUUGCAUCACAGAUUUUCAAGGCAAGGAGCCAGUAUGGCGUAGAGCCCCUAACCGGGAUCGAGUACGAGUUCUUCCACUAUCGAGCUGAUGGCAACUCACCACCCUCCAACCACAGCCCACCGCAACUAAGCCGGGGAUUGUUUACGUACUCUCUCAUCCGCCCGGCAGAAAACAUAGCGUACUACCAAGCCAUUAAAGACAUCACUCACAAACUUGAGUGCCCUAUUGAUGGUCUCCACACAGAGUCGGGGCCUGUUUACGAGGCCUCUCUGACAUACGACAGCAUCGACAAGAUUGCCGACCGCGGCCCGCUUUUCAAGUAUCUUAUCAAGUGCAUCGCGCCACAGUUCGACAUCACGCCGACAUUCAUGGCAAAGCCGACGUCGAACAUGCCAGGCAGCUCCGGCCACGUGCACAUCUCCCUAGUGGACUCCAAAGACCGGAACAAAAAGAUCUUUGACAGGCAAGACAGGGACACAAAUGCUCGCUUCCCGGCCCUCGAGUACGUCAGCGACGCGGGGCGGUCGUUCCUGGCCGGGCUCCUCGACGGGAUCCCGGAUAUCCUGCCGCUGCUCUGUCCGACGGUGAACUCGUACAAACGGCUCGGUCACCGCCAGCACUGGACCGCAGACACCGUGUCGUGGGGUGUCGACAACCGCAACGCAAGUAUCCGCGUCAUCGCGGGUGGCGCCUCCGGCGGGACGAGAUUUGAGUGCAGGGUGCCCGGGGCAGACGCCAACGCACCGUAUGUUCUCGCGGCGUUGGUUGGAUGCGGGCUAAGGGGGAUGGAAAGGAGACUGGAGGUCACCAGCCCGCCCUUGGAGGAGGUGGAUGAAGUGGCGUCUCCUGGGAAGUCUGGAGGCGUCAAUGGAGAGACGCAAGGUCAGAAGAAGGGGCUGAGGACCCUGAGCCGCACGUUGAAGGAAGCUGUCAUCGACAUGACAAGGCAUGAAAGUGUUGCCAGAGAAAUAUUCGGUGACAAGUUUGUUGAACAGUUUGCUGCCACGAGGAUGCGAGAAGUGCGCUGCUACGAGGACGUGGUCACCGACUGGGAGGUAUCCAGGUACCUUGAACGAGUCUAG
This is a messenger RNA of Diaporthe batatas, 1455 nucleotides long. RefSeq lists its product as uncharacterized. Gene Ontology annotation, molecular function: glutamine synthetase activity. The coding region runs from base 1 to 1455 and encodes 484 amino acids. The record is from RefSeq and is a predicted model, not a curated record. The transcript is spliced from 4 exons. NCBI's taxonomy places the organism in Eukaryota, Fungi, Ascomycota, Sordariomycetes, Diaporthales, Diaporthaceae.